AGUUUAUGUGAACAUCUAUUUCACCUGCCUGGAUUGAUGCUGCCUGCAAUGAUGGAAGGGCCAAAAAAUAAAAUACCUAGAAAGUCAUGCGACUUUUGCUACAUGCGCAAGAUCAAAUGCGACACACAAAAGCCUCGAUGCUCACACUGCAUCACUUAUGCAAGAGACUGUACUUAUGCGGCCCCAAGCCGUAAAUCCCGGCCGAAGCGCAGAAAAGUCGUGAAGCCGAACGAGGAAAAUCCUACCGACUUGCACGCUCGUGUUCGACACCUAGAAUCCCAGAUUCAACAGUUCUCCGAGCGUUCAAAAAGCGAUGAGAGGAACCCCGAUGCUCAGCGUGAGCUGCAGGAGCCGACGCCGACCCCGUCGCCCGUCGUAACUAUGCCGAUGCCAAUGAUGACAAACGAGGAAGGAAGUACGGAUUGCACCAGGUCUUCACGGGCGCUGGAUCUCCCACCUCUACAGCAGAUUCUGCCUGUGGUCCACUUAUUCCUGGAAAACUUCAAUACUGUACUGCCGCUAUUCCACGCCGAAUCUCUCCUCCGUCUCCUCCAUACUACGUACAACCUCGACGCACGAUCUCGGGACCCGGUUUCCUGGGCCGCUAUAAACAUAGUGGUAGCCCUCGCGCACCGGCACUGGCUCACUGACCGCGGCAAUAUCAAUUGUGCAAUGGAAUAUCUUGUCAGAGCGCAGUCCGUAUUGUCGGAAAUCGUGUUGGAUGAAACUAAGUUGCUAAAUAUCCAGGUCUUGGUGGGCAUGGUGAUGCUUUUGCAAGGAGCAAAGGAUCUGAAGCCCGCACUGAUAUUGAUCUCCACAACGAUGCGUCUUGCCCAUAAGAUUGGCCUUCACAAUCGCACCUCUGCCGCACACUUGGACGCCACAGUGGCAGGACAAUGCGCACGCGUUUUCUGGCUAGCAUACAUCCUGGAUAAGAAUAUCAGCCUGCGCGCGAAACAACCGUCCAUUCAACGUGACGACGACAUCGACCUUGACCUGCCUUGCCCGGUUCAAACGCAAAAAGACCAAUUCAACAGUGAUCAGACCGAUGGAGACGAUGGCCUCGGUACCGGGAUGAUCUCCACCAUUGAUGGUGCCUUCAAGAUGGAUUACUUUGUCACUCGCAUCCACUUGGCGGUCAUUGAGGGUGGCGUCUACGAUUACUUAUACUCGACAGCUUCACAGAAACGCAGUCUUGAGGAACGGUCGCACGCUUUGAACAGUGUGUCAAAAGCUCUUGAACAGUGGAAAACCUCCAUUCCAUUGCAAUUCCGCGGAGUCGACGCACUGCAGAGGCUAUCUCCUAGUGCAUUGAGGUUCCUCGGCACUUUGGACGCCACCAGUCUGAUGUGCACGACUAUGAUCAAUCAAGCACACGCUUGGAACGCCGAGUGGAUAACGAGUCUGCAGAAAUACGACAAAGAAGGAACAGUGCCCCUCCUUCCACCUCGAUGGAGCUCAUUGGUCGACGAGAGUCGUCGUUUACUAGUCUUAUUCGAACAGUUGGGAUCCAUGGAUCGCUGGAACUUUUGGAUCACAGGGUGUUCAUACAUGACAGCCAUGAUGGUACUAACGGCGAACAGCAUGCACGAUCCUCAGCAUGACAUGGCGUCUUUGGACAGUCAACUCGUCGACAUUGCUCUAGGGAUGCUUGCCAGCAUUGUCGACGAGACCAAUUAUACGAAUCUACGUUCAUUCCAUAAUACGUGCGCCGAGUUACAUCGAAAUACUCAGCAAAAGCGCCAUUACAUUAUGAUGGCAGCUAACGAUCGUAACUCUGAGCCAAACUUUCUAGAUCCCGCAUGGCACUAUAAUGGGCUUGGGUUUGAGAUAUAGCAGUUAUGUAUGUUUAAUGUCGGAAGCAAACGUGGGCAGUUCCUGUGUUGAAACCUCUAGCCUAUAGCUAUUAAGGAG
Molecule: messenger RNA, 1914 nt
Organism: Exophiala oligosperma
Lineage: Eukaryota; Fungi; Ascomycota; Eurotiomycetes; Chaetothyriales; Herpotrichiellaceae
Exons: 3
Coding region: 37-1836 (599 amino acids)
Biological process (GO): regulation of DNA-templated transcription; DNA-templated transcription
Molecular function (GO): DNA binding; zinc ion binding; DNA-binding transcription factor activity, RNA polymerase II-specific
Source: RefSeq, a predicted model, not a curated record